CCAAUAACUUCUGGGAUCAUUUACAUUUGACCCUCUUCCGGUCUUGAGAUUUCGCUUUAAUUUAUUUUCUGUCCGAGUUCCCCUCAGGAUUCCUCCACGAUUGUCACCAAGCUGUAUAGUAUUACUAGUCAGAGCAUAAAAAAUUGUUUAUGUAAACCUGUUUCUCAUUAAACCUGGCCAUCCAGACGAAGAUAAGAAGGAAAACCCAGUUUGCAUUCACAAAACGCGCUGGGAGAUACAAAGCUUGGAACAUUAAAUUCCGUUCUGUUACCGCUUCAUCAGCGUCUCGUUGAGUCGAAAGAGUUCGUAUUUCGUGGGCUGUAGGCAUGACCAAAUAUCAGUAUCCCUCACAAGGUGUUUGUAGAGCUGCACACUAAAAUUGCUUGACGAUAGAAGAGAACGGAACUACAAUCUAUAGGGCGAUUUGUUUCUUAAAGUUAAAAGACUAAUCUUUUUCAAGAAGUAGAGAAGACUAGACGAUCCUACAGAUAGGGGAACGAAAAAUCUUGUUCAUUUAGGAAUCUUUUCUUCCUUGGGGGAUUGUGAACUGCAAGGAACGAAAAGGCAAAAGAGGAAAGCAAGAAAAAUAAACUGAGAGAGCAAACAAUACUCAAGGUUGCCGAGGAAGUUCCUCUUGACCGCUGACCUAUCCGCAAAAUCGUGUUAACAUAAUCAACUCAAUCAGCAUAAGAAAUAAUCAAUUUAAAGAUCCAGUGAUAUACAAGACUCGAGUCCAAUUUCAGUUUGUCUUGCAACAGGAUGCAGUCAAUGAUCAUAGAGUGCCCUUCAUUCAUUCAACACCGUCUCCUCAGAUCGGCAGCAGGUUGAUCAAAGAAACUUCCUCUGCUCCAUCUCUUUUAGUAUCAUCUUAUUUAACCAAAGGAAACUGUUUGGUGAAUAAUAAUCGUUACUGGAGAGUAUCAUAGAGAACAAAGUGGUCAAAGAACGGCUAGUUGGCCAAAAAGAUCCUUUCUUCUCUUCYUUCAACUAACGUCUUUUAAGAAGAAGGAUUUCUUUAACAAUGCUUGUUAACGAUAGUAYUGUAAAUAACACAUGGAACUCCACUUCCACUUCUCAGGUUCACAGUAYAAAUAACGGCACAGCAUCACUGGUCAUCUUAUCUAUCAUCAUUGGUUUAGGAAUCAUUGGAAACUCUUUCGUUGUCAUGGUUGUUAGCAUGAUUCCCGCCAUGAGAACAACAACCAAUUUUCUUCUGUUGAACGUUGCGGUUGCAGAUAUUGUUACUCUUCUUCUGACUGCCAUUCACGUGGCUUUGAGAAGUGUGGUGGUUGCUUCAAACUUCAUGUGUAAGGUUAUCGCUCCUAAUACACUAUCAAACGUGGCUCUUCUAGCUACCGGCCUUACCCUCACUGUGCUUUCCGUGGAAAGAUAUAAUGCGCUUGUCAAGCCAAUGAGAGUCUCUCGCAGACUAACCACUGAUAAUGUACUGUAYGUCAUCAUCGUUAUAUGGGUGGUAUCCAUGGCGAUGGCGUUGCCAAUGUUAAUCUAYAUUAAGUAUGACCCUCAGUCUCCUCAGAUGUGUACGCCUGGUCAGAACUUAAACGACCUUCUUAUUUCUGUUGGUUGUAUUGUAUUCAGCAUGACAAUCAUUCCCUUUCUCGUUAUUGCCUUCUCUUAUUCGCAAAUAAUAUCAGGAUUAUAUUUUAGUAAUACGAUUUGGAAUUCCAAUAACCCUGGAACCCUUCCAGAAGAUUUGGUGGCCAAAAGAAAAUUAGUCAAGCUGCUGGUUACGGUGACCGUUAUAUUCUUUAUUGCGUUUGUACCUUACGGUGUUCUGCAGAUCUUAAAUUUUAGUCUUCACGAGAAGAUCAGCAAACAGCAACUACAAAACCUGAAGAAGUUGACUGUUGUUAUCAAAUAUUUGAUGCCAUUGCACUCAUCUAUUAAUCCAUUACUUUAYACAUUACAAAGCCAAAACUACCGAGAUGGAUUUGUGGCCGUUGCCAAGAAGAUAUUUUGCAAGGGAGGUGGUAAUGUCAGGGAAGGAGGAGAAUUGAGUCGCGCUGAGGAACGCUCUUGUAAUCAUUAUUAUAGGGAUUCUGCUGUUUUCUUUUCCAAGGACCAUGUCUGUUUGUAACGUUCUCAGUUAAGAAAGUGAAGGAAUAGACUUAAAUCACUGGUAAUGUUGAAAAACCCUUCGAUCUAAUUUAUUUAAUAAUAUGACCAUCAACAAUUCUCGAUUGUGAUUGGCCAUGGUCUGCUACUUUUUUAGAUUUUUUUGAAAUCACUUUGCAAGAAAGCGAAAUCAAUGUGCCAAAAAAAAAAAAAAAAA
Actinia tenebrosa (Australian red waratah sea anemone) is the source of this 2293-nucleotide messenger RNA. Its product is annotated as galanin receptor 2b. NCBI's taxonomy places the organism in Eukaryota, Metazoa, Cnidaria, Anthozoa, Actiniaria, Actiniidae. Gene Ontology annotation, molecular function: G protein-coupled receptor activity. Gene Ontology annotation, biological process: G protein-coupled receptor signaling pathway. Gene Ontology annotation, cellular component: plasma membrane. The record is from RefSeq and is a predicted model, not a curated record.